UUUAAAAUUCUGAAUAGGCAGAUCCGAACUAGUUGAAUUAAUUAGUUUAUCAUCCAGAAAUGCCUAUGAUCACUACUACAUGAACACCCUUCAAAAGAGCUCUUGGUGCAACUAAAGCUCCUCCUCAGCCAUUGUGUGCAACAAGAGCAAGAGAAAAUUUGAUCUUGUCAUGAGGUCAACCAGGCAACCGGCUGAUCACCACCUUCUCCUCCUCCUCGUCGUCGUCUUCCUCCUCGCCGUCGAGACGUCGGCCGCCCGCGCCGUGGGUGUGACCGACAAGCUAGAGAAGGGCCAGAACCUCACCGACGGCCAGACGCUCGUCUCUUCCGGCGGCGGCUCCACUCUGGGGUUCUUCUCUCCCGGGACGUCCACCAAGAGGUACCUCGGCAUAUGGUUCACCGUGUCCAGCGACACCGUCUACUGGGUGGCCAACCGUGACCGCCCCAUCGACGACAAGUCCGGCGUACUGCUGCUCAACGUCGUCAACGACGACCGGAGCCAGCUCGUUCUGGUCGACGGCUUCCGCCGGACGGUUUGUUCCGCCAGCUUCUAGGCCGCUUCCGCCGCGGUUGUUCAGCUUCAGGACUCCGGCAACCUCGUCGUGCGCAAUGGCAGAAGCAGCGACGCCUACCUGUGGCAGUCGUUCGACCACCCGUCGGACACGUUGCUGCCCGGGAUGAAGAUGGGCAAGAGCCUGUGGAGCGGCGAGGAGUGGUCCAUCACGGCGUGGCGCUCCGCCGCCGACCCGUCGCCGGGCGACUACCGCCGCGUGCUGAGCACGCGGGGCUUCCCGGAGCUCGUCCUGUGGCGAGGCGGCGCCGAGAUAUACCGCAUGGGCCCGUGGAACGGCAGGUUCUUCAACGGCGUGCCGGAGGCGUCGAACUACUCCGACAAGUACCCGCUGCAGGUGACGUCCAGCACGAGGGAGGUGUCCUACGGGUACACCGCCAUGCCCGGCGCGGCAUUGACGCGCGUCGUGGUGAACUACACCGGCGUGGUCGAACGCCUGGUGUGGGACGCGAGCAGCCGGGCAUGGCGGUCGUUCUUCCAGGGGCCGAGGGACCCCUGCGACCCCUACGCGAGGUGCGGGGCGUUCGGCCUGUGCGACGCCGGCGCGGCGUCGUCGUCGUUCUGCUUCUGCGCGCCGGGGUUCAGCGCCGCGUCGCGGUCGGAGUGGGCCCUGAGGAACACCUCCGGCGGGUGCCGCCGGAACGUGCCGCUGGACUGCGUCGCCGGUGGGGGGGCGACGACGGACAAGUUCGCGGUGCGGGGGGUCAAGCUGCCGGACACGCGCAACGCGUCGGUGGACAUGGGCGCCACGGCGGAGGAGUGCGCGCGGAGGUGCCUGGGCAACUGUUCGUGCGUGGCGUACGCCGCCGCGGACAUCAACGGCGGCGGCUGCGUCAUUUGGACGGACACCAUUGUUGAUCUUCGCUACGUUGACCGUGGGCAGGAUCUGCACUUAAGAUUGGCGAAGGCAGAAUUUGCUGAGACCAAAAGGUCUGUGACUGUACAUGUUAUCGUACCUGUAAUUGCUGGCGCUGCUUUCCUUGUGUUCCUCUGUGUGGUAAUUUGGACCAUCUGGUGGAGAAAGAAUCGGAGAAUUUCAGACAUUAUUCCAGAGAACCCUUAUAUGACCGUUCGUUCAUUCAAUCUAGCCACUAUAAAGUCUAUUACUGAAAAUUUCUCUGAAAAUAGAGUGAUUGGUGAAGGUGGAUUUAGCAAAGUUUAUAAGGGACUGCAAUCUGAUGGGAGAGUGGUCGCCGUGAAGAGGCUGAAACAGUCUGCUCUCAACAACAAGGGCAAGAAGGAUUUCGCAAGAGAAGUGGCAGUGAUGGCCGGGCUUCGGCAUAACAGUCUUCUUCGUCUCCUUGCUUACUGCAACGAAGGCAAUGAGCGUAUACUCAUAUACGCCUUCAUGAAGAACGAGAGCUUGGACAUCCACAUUUUUGGUACUCAUCACCAUAUUCUAUCUGAUGAAUUCAUCUAAACUACAUCACUGA
This is a messenger RNA of Oryza brachyantha (malo sina), 2003 nucleotides long. RefSeq names its product S-locus-specific glycoprotein S6-like. Gene Ontology annotation, molecular function: protein kinase activity; ATP binding. The record is from RefSeq and is a predicted model, not a curated record. Gene Ontology annotation, biological process: recognition of pollen; protein phosphorylation. NCBI's taxonomy places the organism in Eukaryota, Viridiplantae, Streptophyta, Magnoliopsida, Poales, Poaceae.